AUUUAAAGAGAGAGAUUCGAUUUAAAUUUUGAGAUAUAAACUCCACGAAUAAACUUGGUAACUUAUUCGAUUUAAAUUCGUUUCCGCGCUCACUUUAUUGCACCCAGAUCCGCUGAUCCGCUUCCCGCUCUUUAGAUUUUUCCCAUUAUCAUGGUUUAUGCUCACACCUUCCUUCUUCCUCCCAAUUUUUCCACGAUUCAUCAUUCACUAGUGCCAUUGCAGUCCUUCAUCCACCUGCACACGCCCUUCAUCUUCUCUAUUGAAUAACAAUCUCUUCUCUGUCCACUCUUUUUUAGCAGAAUUGCGGUUCAAUUCAUGGUCUUGCCGGAAACCUUGUUGCCUUCCGAUAUGGAUAUGGACUCGCCGGACGCUCUCCGCUGCAAGUGCAGCGACGGUGCUCGGUGGCGGUGCAAGGAGUUGGCUUCGCCUGGGAAAUCGUAUUGUGAAAGGCACUUGAUCCAACUCAUGAAGCGAAGUCUGAAUAGAGUGCGGAAUUCUGGAGACGGAGGUUGCUGUUCUGGCGAUGGUAGAGUAUCGGCGAACAGGAAGGAGGUGAGAGGUGUGAGAUUUGGAUCGCAAGGGAAAGAGACUGAGGAUGAGCUGGAGCGGAAUGGACGUCUGGUGAGGAAGAAGAACAGGAAGCUGUCUAACAUUCAUUUUAAGGAUGUUACAAUCUCGAGUGAUUCUGGAAAACCUCAAUUCACGGCUUCCAAACUGAGCCACGGAAAGAAUGGGGCCGAUUCUGCGGAAAGGCAAGGGACGUCUACGAAGCGUAAGAGGAAUCAUGUUGUGGCGAAUGGAAAAUCGGUCGAGACGGCUAUGCCAAAUAAAAAGAAUGGUGGGAGUUUGAUGUGUCAUCAGUGUCAGAAGAGCGAUAGAAGUGGGGUUGUCAUUUGUUCGAAUUGCCACAGAAAAAGGUUUUGCUAUCAGUGUAUUGAACGAUGGUACCCUGACAGAACAAGGGAAGAUGUUGAGAAUGCAUGUCCCUGUUGCCGUGGUCACUGUAAUUGCAAGGCUUGCUUAAGAGAGUUUGUUGAGUUUGCCCCUAAAGAAUUGGAUGCAAGUGUGAAAGUAGAGCGAUUAAAAUUCCUGCUGUAUAAGGUUCUGCCCAUUCUCAGGCAUAUUCAAAGGGAACAGAGUUAUGAACUUGAGGUUGAAUGCAAUAUAAAGGGUGCUCGAUUGAAAGAAGUGGAUAUAAAAAGAAUAAAACUGGAUCAAACAGAACGCAUGUAUUGCGACAGUUGCAACACUUCGAUCUUCAAUUUUUACAGAAGCUGCUUCAACCCAAACUGUUCUUACGAUCUCUGUCUUAGCUGCUGUAAGGAGCUGAGGGAAAGUUUCCAUUCUGAAGGUAGCAAAAUAAAUAUUUAUUUCGAACUAUUUAGAAAUAAAUUGUCUAGCCAACUCAUGUGCAUCAAUGUGCUGGCAGGAAGAGAGUAUCAGUUGACAUCCACAUCUAAGACUUCUGUAGGUGGCACGUCGUCAAGUUUCCAGGUUUGGAGUGCCAAUCCUGAUGGUAGUAUACCGUGUCCUCCAAAACAAUGUGGGGGUUGUGGAAUUGCAAAUUUGGAGUUGAGACGUUCCCUUAAAGCUGAUUGGGCUACAAAGUUAAUAGAAGGAGCAGAGGGGUUUACAAGUGAUUACAAAGUACCUGAUAGUUGUUCUUCUGAAGUCUGUUCGUCAUGCUGUUUUAACAAAAAUGAAGUCAGACCAGCAGCUUUCAGGGAAAAUAGUCACGACAACUUCUUAUACUCCCCAAAUGCUGAUGAUGUAAUGGAUGAUGGUGUUAACCAUUUUCAAAGGCACUGGAUGAAGGGUGAACCUGUUAUUGUCAGAAAUGUUCUUGACAAGACAUCCGGUCUUAGUUGGGAGCCUAUGGUUAUGUGGAGAGCUUUUAGACAAACAGGUGCAAAUGCCAAGUUCAAAGAGGAGACAUGCAGUGUGAAGGCCAUUGAUUGCUUUGAUUGGUGUGAGGUAGUGAUAAAUAUCCACCAGUUUUUUGUCGGUUACUUAGAAGGCCGUAUGCACAGAAAUGGAUGGCCAGAAAUGUUGAAACUGAAGGAUUGGCCUUCAUCAACUUCAUUUGAGGAGCGGUUGCCUAGGCAUUGUGCCGAAUUUAUUGCAGCACUUCCUUACAGCGAAUAUACCCACCCAAAAUAUGGCCUUCUGAAUCUUGCUACCAAACUUCCUGAAGGCUCACUGAAGCCUGAUAUGGGACCCAAAACUUAUAUUGCAUAUGGAUUACAGGAGGAGCUGAGCAGAGGCGACUCUGUAACAAAGCUUCACUGCGAUAUGUCUGAUGCGGUAAAUGUACUGACUCAUACAAAUAAAGUUAAUAUUAAGCGUUGGCAACGAGAUUUCAUUGAAAAGAGGCAAAAACGUUUUGCUGCUGAAGAUCGUUCUGAACUCUAUGGUGGAAUAAAAAGCACAUUUGAUGAUACAAAAAAGGAUUCUGAAUGUGAACAAAAUAAGGUUGCAGAUCAGAAAUCAUGCUUGGCGGGUUUGUUUGCAACUAUUAGAAAACGAGUUACAAAACCUGUCAAAUGUGCCAAUAAGGAUCCAUUACUGAUUCAAAAACCAAGAGGAGAAUCAAAGUCCCAGAGCAGAAAACAAUUUGACGAACAUGAGUAUAGCUCUUCCAAAUUAACCAGUGUUACUAUCAGAAAUUCAUCUGUAGGCACGUUCAGUACCGGUGCUUUGGCUAAUAUCUUUUGUCCAAAUGGACCUAAGACUGCUCAUAAAGUAGCUAUUGCAUGCACUCCCAGUCAGCAAUGUGGCCAAUCUUCUAAUGAUACAAGUAAAUUCUUUAAUGAAAAAUGUGAUUCAGAAAAAGCCUCAGGGCGCAAUGAAGUUAAUGAUCCAACAUCAAAAGAUUCAAUUUCGGAUGGGGCAGAUAGUCAUUUAGAAAAGAACGAAAAAAUGGAGGUUGCCACGGGUGGAGCUGUUUGGGACAUUUUCCGUAGGCAGGAUGUUCCCAAGUUACUCAAGUACUUGGACAAGCACCAGAAGGAAUUUCGUCAUAUGAAGUGUAAACCUGUAAAUUCUCUUGUUCAUCCAAUUCAUGAUCAGACCGUUUUCUUUAAUGCAAAACACAAGAAGCAGCUGAAGGAGGAGUUUGGUGUUGAACCCUGGACAUUUGAGCAGUUCAUUGGUGAGGCAGUUUUCAUUCCGGCAGGAUGCCCUCAUCAAGUGCGAAAUAGACAAUCAUGCAUAAAAGUGGCUAUGGACUUUGUAUCCCCGGAAAAUGUGGAAGAAUGCUUUCGAUUAACUGAGGAGUUCCGUUUCCUCCCAAAAAACCAUAGAGCUAAGGAAGACAAAUUGGAGGUAAAAAAGAUGACACUUUAUGCUGCAAGUUCAGCUAUCAGAGAGAUCAGGGAAUUGCUGUUAAAGCUUUGACUGAGAAAUUCUUCAAAUAUCCUUUUGAGUAACACGGAGAAAUAUAGACGCUUCGAUCCUCCCAGUUACCAACCACAUACCUCAAUGGACAAAAUUACUUGCAGUGUUGGUAGGCCGUGAUGAUGUUUAUAUGCGGAAAGGUGAGGAUAACUACAUCUAUGGAGCAACUAUGAAGUCAGCUGUCUCUUAUUCAAGAAGUUGUGGAAGGCUGAAAACAGAUUUGAGCUCGGGGGAGAAGGUCGGCAGUGUUAAGGAGUGUGCAGACGGCUACAUUCUUAAACUACGAACCCUAGAAGCAUAACUUAAAUUGGCAGUGGCUUGGAAGAACUUGAAGAUGAAACCAUCUUAGUUACUCAUUAUACGGAUCAUGGAUGCGAAGUGAUUGGAGCAUGUUCUAAUACCAGUUUUGUGUAACGUCAUUGGGCAAUGGAAAGGUUUGAUGGAAAAUUUUGGUGGCUUCUCUUCUGAAAUAACAUCCUAAUUCAUGCAGGAUGGGUUAAAUUUUGCUUCUUAUAGGAUAGUUUCUGUAAUAUAUAGGGUGAAGCAAUUGAUGGUAGUCCUCUACAUUUACUAUGAAACCAAGACUUCAGUAUAGGCAUGUUCCGAUUAUG
Molecule: messenger RNA, 4007 nt
Organism: Cucurbita maxima (winter squash)
Lineage: Eukaryota; Viridiplantae; Streptophyta; Magnoliopsida; Cucurbitales; Cucurbitaceae
Product: lysine-specific demethylase JMJ25
Exons: 15
Coding region: 316-3396 (1026 amino acids)
Biological process (GO): regulation of transcription by RNA polymerase II
Cellular component (GO): chromatin; histone deacetylase complex
Molecular function (GO): chromatin DNA binding; transcription coregulator activity; histone H3K9 demethylase activity
Source: RefSeq, a predicted model, not a curated record